This is a messenger RNA of Peniophora sp. CBMAI 1063, 459 nucleotides long. The record is from the annotation of a GenBank genome assembly. NCBI's taxonomy places the organism in Eukaryota, Fungi, Basidiomycota, Agaricomycetes, Russulales, Peniophoraceae.
AUGGCACAACCUGCGAUCUCAGUCCCCACUGGUCAGCCCGACAACUACACGACCGAGACGAGCCAGAAUGGGGACAGCUACGCCGUCGGUAGCUUCACUGUCGACUCGGAUGCCAAAGGCGCCGAUGUCGCACCUCAGGACAGCUGGGGCGUCGAUGCUCUCCAAAGCAACUCCUUCUCCUCCGGAGACUGGAUCGACGUGAACUGGCCCGUGCACAAAGACUGGCAAGAGCUCUCCUCGUCCAUGCAAGAAUCCACAGGACUCCGAGGAUACGUUCUCCGCAGGAUCAACGGGAUCCUGUACGAGUACGAGAUCGUCUUUGUCGACAAGGUGUUCGGGAAGUUCCACUUUCAGGAUGGGGAGGGCGACGUGUAUACGUGUUCUACGUGGACGCAUGGGAUGCAUAGUGUCGGGUUCAAUUCGAAGAAGCCGGGGAUUGUGAGGGUUAAGCGGACGUGA